Rotaria socialis is the source of this 903-nucleotide messenger RNA. NCBI's taxonomy places the organism in Eukaryota, Metazoa, Rotifera, Eurotatoria, Philodinida, Philodinidae. The record is from the annotation of a GenBank genome assembly.
AUGGCUCGGUUCAACAGUAUCACACGAUUCUUGUCGAGACGCGAUCAGCGAUCGGAAAAGUCGAUUUCUGUAGUGUCUACACCGGAUACACCACCGACAAUGAAUACUCUCAAUGAAACGGAUCAUGAGUAUUUUGCACCCAGUAUUGAUCAGCAAAAAAAUGGUGUCAAACUUCAAAAGAAACUCAAUUCCAUGCUUUUAGAAUUUAUUGAAAUGCAAAAACGACAUGCCCGUGAGGAUAGAGAGUGGAGCACAAAGUGGGAAACUUAUUUCCAAUCGAAUCGAUUCGCAUCGGAAUGUUUCACAACCACUGUAAAACUAGUGACAGCUACGACUUGCAUCGGAAAUGAGAUAGCUGAUAAAUUAACUAGUACUAAUCACACUCUGAGACGAAAUGCGAGAGCUGUGACAGAUACGCACCAAUAUCCAUCGCUCAAAGAACAGCUGCAAAACGAAAGUAGAUUACUCAGUAAAUUUGCAGAUGAAUUGAACAAAUUAAAACGACAAAAAAACGAACUUGAAAAUGAUUUGAAGUCUAUCCAUCUACAACUCACGAGAAAAAAUUUAGAUAGACCAGAGGAAACUAAGCUAAAGACACAACAAAGAACCAAAAAGAGAGAAUUGCAACAAUUAAAACAACAAAUUGAACUAAGCGAGGAAGAUCACACGGAAGCCAAACAGAAAUAUGAUGAAAACAAAGAAGCUCUAUUAAAAAAGAGUCAAGAGAACGAACUUGCUCGUCUUCAACUGUUCACGGAUCCAUUGAAGAAAUUUUUCAACACUCUGAAAAUUGAGAAUACGGAGUUCAGCGAUGCGUUAAACAGUCAUAGUCCCGAUAAGGAUCUCAACAAAUGGAGAGAAACAUUACGUUCAUCAUCAUUACAUUCAUCAGAUAAACGUUGA